Rhipicephalus sanguineus (brown dog tick) is the source of this 4227-nucleotide messenger RNA. RefSeq names its product DDB1- and CUL4-associated factor 1 (gene mahj). The record is from RefSeq and is a predicted model, not a curated record. Gene Ontology annotation, cellular component: Cul4-RING E3 ubiquitin ligase complex; nucleus. Lineage: Eukaryota; Metazoa; Arthropoda; Arachnida; Ixodida; Ixodidae. Gene Ontology annotation, molecular function: protein binding. Gene Ontology annotation, biological process: protein ubiquitination.
GCGCGUAGAAAUCAUCAUGGCGGCUCCGCCGCCUCGCGUUUUGCGACGCAAACAAGAAAAAACGAGGCGUAUUCUGCGGCCGCACCGAGCCGGUCGGGUGUCGGCGUACUACACCUCAAGGAUACGUAUCCCGUGCCACAUUACGACGACACUUCGAGAAGGUCUGCGACGCGACGGAGAUCGACGUUUCACGCUCGUCACGCCACUGAGCCAGCGAGUGUAGCGAGUGUGGUGCCUACUACUUGCGGCGCCUAGAAGCACGUGGCAUCGACUGCGCUCUACUGUGGGUCCUUGGCUCGCGUUGUGUGUGAACGUGCGUUUUUUCGUCGUCCUCGCCUCGCAAAACAGCCGGGCAUUCCAUUUACCACCGGGCCGGUGUCCAGUGGCUUGGGUUUCCCACCCUAGCCAUGGAGCCGGCGGCAGCCGCGGCCGCAGCAGCUCCGGCUGCUUCUGCUGCCAGCGGUGGAGGCAGCGGCGGAGCGGCCUCGACCGAUUCCAUUCGCACUCUGGACUCUGUGUCCGAGCUCUUCCGGCUGCUGGAGCAGUGGGAGUCCCAGAAUGGCACCGGGGCCGACCCCAUUCCUGUACUUACAAGCAUCGCGGAGCUCGUCGAAAAGGAGACUGAGGCGUACCUCAAGAUGGACCCAGACCCUUUCGACGAUCGACAUCCAAGCCGCGCCCACCCUGACUGCACCCUAGGCCACCUACUCAAGGCACUCUUCAAGAAUGAUGAAUUCAUGAACAGGUUGGUCAACCACUACGUGCUGAGCCGCGAGGGUGGCAACCUGAGCACCAUAGCCUGCCGUCUCCUCUUGGACAUCCUGCCAGGACUGGAAACGUCUGUCGUCUUUCAGGACACGGAAGGUCUGGUGAGCAGACUUCUCCAAUGGGCUGAGUCGGAGAGCACACCUCCGAUGCUGCAUGCGUAUGCCACGGGCCUGCUGGCGGCUGCCAUGGAGGUGCAGGACAUUGCGGCCAACUAUCGGGAGGCCAACGCCCGCCUCGUGCCCGCCAUGCUGCGACGACUGUGGGAGCUUGCACAGGUGACUCCCGAAGAGGUCACGUGCCGACCGCCGGAGCGACCUUUCUCGCACCUCAACGGCGCGGCCACUGAUGGGCCCCUGUCCACGCCUCAGCAGGUGUCAUCGUCGUUGCAGCAACAGGGGUCUGCCCACAAGAGCCCCUCGGAGACGCCUCUCAUCAGCGAGUGCUCGAACAGCAGCUGGGCCGAACUGGAACCGCUCAUGAUCGGCUCGAACCAGGUGUUUCCCCUGACGGUGGAGAUGCAGCAGCGGCUCAUCCUGCAGUACCUGACCCCACUGGGAGAAUACCAGGAGCUGUUGGGUGCCGUGCUGGAGGCCAAGACUCUCCACUUGCUGCUGCACUAUGCAAACCUCAAGGAGAACAGAGACGUCCGGCUGGCCUUCGAGGCGCUCAAGUACUUGGCAGCUUUGUUGUGCCACAAGAAGUUUGCCCUGGAGUUCAUCGCCGUGGGUGGCCUGCAGCGUCUGCUGGAGGUGCACCGGCCGUCAGUGGCCGCAACGGGUGUUUCCAUCUGCCUCUACUAUCUGGCCUACUCUGAGGAUGCCAUGGAAAGGGUUUGCAUGCUACCCCAGUCCGUCCUGGCCGACUUAGUUGCGUAUGCACUGUGGCUGCUGGAACGGUCUCAUGACUCUAGCCGUUGCCACGCAACCAUGUUCUUUGGCCUGGCGUUCCCCUUCCGUUCGCUGCUGGAGCUCUUUGACCAGCAGGACGGGCUCCGCAAGCUCCUCAACGUUAUGAGCACACUGGACGUCUUCGUACGCGGUAGCAACAGUGACUCGGCGACCCCAUCGGAUGACCAAGUGUUUGCCAGCCGUCAGACAGCGCGGCACGUCUGUGUGGCCCUCAAGCGUUACUUUGAAGCGCACCUGGCGCACAAGGCGGACCACCUGCGGAGGUCCCACACCCGCAACGCCACUGCCACUAGCAGCAGCACCAGCAUUACCAGUGCAACCUCGUCAUCCCCUCCGCCAUCUCAAUCUGCCUCGGCGACGACUCCAUCUGCUUCGAGGAGCCUGGAGCCGUGGUCGUCAUCUGGCACCAACACUGUCACGGCAUCAUCGACAGCAGCGUCUGCAGUGGUGUCGACGGUGGUCGGCCACCGGUGCCGGGCGGCACGCUUCACGGGCGAGGCGGUGUCGGAGAACAUGUGGACGCUGCUGGAGCUCCUUCCUGCACGUGCGCGCUGGUUGCCUGUUGAAGAACUGGUGCGGCUGGGUGGGGUGUCGCUGCUUCUGCAGACGGUGGCGCUCGCAUACGACUGGAACCACUCGGGCAAAGCGGACACUGUGCGCGCUGCCCUCGACGUUCUCGCUGUCUGCUCGGUGGUGCCGCGAGCGCAGAUUGCUCUGUGCCAAAACGUGGCCCUGCCCUCGGGCCAGGUCCGCUCGGCUGCCGGCAUGAGCGUCAUUCUGGCUGCAGCCGAUGGGGAGAUCGUGGCUGACCCUGACGUCCAGAGGUCGGCCCUCAACGUUGUGAUCAACUGCGUCUGUGGACCGAUGUCGAGGUUGGGAGGCAGCAUCGGCCGAGUUGUGUCGGGCAGCGUGCGAAAGCGGGCAGCGAUCAAGAGCGGUGAGGACCUGCUGAGCAAGAUGUGGAACUGCGUACGGGCCAACAACGGCAUCAUGGUGUUGCUGAAUCUGUUGACUGUGAAGAGCCCCAUCACCGAUGCAGAUUCGAUGCGUGCCCUUGCUUGCAAAGCACUGUGUGGCUUGGCACGUUGCAGCACGGUGAAGCAAAUCAUCAGUAAAUUGCCCCUUUUCACCAGUGGCCAGCUUCAAGUGCUUAUGCGAGAGCCUGUUCUUCAGGACAAGCGGCAGGAACAUGCCAAGUUCUGCACCUCCUGCAUUGAACUGGUGGAAAGGGUGACCGGAGCACCCCUGAGCCCUGGGAUGGAAUCCUCGCUUGCCAAGAUCAACAAGUCUGAAGUGGUGGCGCAGACAAAGAUCAGCUACCGUGAGAAAGACCUCUUGCAGCUAAUAUACCAACACCUCCAGGCCAAAGGUUUGACAGACACUGCAGCCUUGUUGCAAAAAGAGGCAGGACUACCUGCACGGCCCCUGUGUGGUAGCUCAGCACAACCCCAGUGGUCAGCCAACACCGUCUGCACCCCACGAACUGUCCGGCCAUUACGGUCAGGGUCACUGGGUUCAGCCUCCCUGACGCCCAACUCUUCUGCGGAGAAGAUUCCUUCGGUGCCUUGCCUGAACAGGAAUGGUGCCGUGACACCCAUCCGCACAGACUCUAACAUCGUCGCAAGGCAGCUGCAGAACCAUGCAGCGACACCGACUGGCUCGCCGUCCAUGCCAGCACUGCAGAAGCGCAGCGGCACGUACCAGGCAUCGCCCGUGCUCAAGCGGCUGUCGUACACCUCGACAGGCUCCACCAUGCCCACCUCGCACCCACCACACUCGCUGUCACUGGACACGAUCGUCAAGGAGUACCUCCGCAACCAGCACGCACUAUGCAAGAACCCUGUGGUGGCCUGCCCACCCUUCGAGCUGUUUGUGCCACACCGGUGUCCAGAGCCUCAGUACCGUAAUGCUGCACCCGUGAGUAUGGCAGCCAGGCUGCAGCGCUGCCAGGUGUUUCCCCCGGCCGGUGGAUUGGACGGCGCCAAGCUUCACCGAAAGUUUGUCUACAGCCGGUUUCGUUCGGUGCGAACUUUCCGAGACCCCGAUGGCACAAGCAGCUACUCUUGCUGUGCGUUCUCGGCUGGCUCUCAGUAUCUUUUCCUUGGCACCUUGGUUGGAGAACUGCACGUCUACAAUCUCUACACACUCUGGCGACGAUGAUGAUGCAGAAGACAUGGAUGCCGACGAGCACGAUAACGACGAUGAUGACGACGACGGUGACGAUGUGGCAUUCAGUCUCUCGGACGUGAGCGAGGAUGGAUCCGAUGAUUCGGACGAUUCGGACGAAGACCAGCGGACGAGGUGAUGAAGCAGCGAAGGUGUGCGAAGGUGGCUUGCCGUGGAUGGGUGGAGCAAUGGCGGCGUGGCGGCGAAUAAAUUUCAUUAUAGCCCGCACAUCGUUUUUAUGUCGGGCAUCAAAUGGACUGAAGGAAAAACUGCGUGCUUGUGUUCCUUGCGCACGAAACGAAACUCGAGUUCACGGCGUGCCUCUUCACUUGUCACGGAACACACGGAAAUACUUGUUCUCGAAAGUGAUUAAAUCGUCUUUUUU